Molecule: messenger RNA, 6283 nt
Organism: Papilio machaon (common yellow swallowtail)
Lineage: Eukaryota; Metazoa; Arthropoda; Insecta; Lepidoptera; Papilionidae
Product: breast cancer type 2 susceptibility protein-like
Exons: 10
Coding region: 31-6198 (2055 amino acids)
Biological process (GO): regulation of DNA-templated transcription; double-strand break repair via homologous recombination
Cellular component (GO): nucleus
Source: RefSeq, a predicted model, not a curated record
UUAAGUAAUGUUAUAUAAAUUUGUACAGUAAUGGAUGAAGAUAGUGACAAUACUAUAAAUUUUGAGUCGAUUCUCAAAAACAGCAACUUAAAAAAACAACAAACAAUUUACUCUGAAGAUGUUUCUUGUAGGCUUUUUUCCAAAGAAAAGUAUACACCAAAAGAUGUUUUAUCAAAUGUUUCUAAGCAGGUGAAUGAAUUACAAAGAGCGGAUAGUAAGAAAAGCGAUAAAAAUAGGCUAAGACUUAUGAAUGUUGUAAAGCCAGCUUUAGAACCACUUAAUUUAGUCUAUAAUAGACCUCCACAAAGUUAUCACAAGUUUGAAACCCAAGGUGUGUCGGACACCCAACUUAUAAAUAUUGUUGUCAACGCUGAAAUGUCGGCAGCACCAAAAGGCGCAACACAGGAAUUUGAAAAUUCUUUCUGUGAACAUCAUUUUGACGAAAAGAAACACUCACCAAAUGUUUUACCUGUAAUAGCAACCAGAAAAGAAUCAAACUUAGUAGUAAAUAAAGCACCAGAUUCUAUAAAUAGUAAAUUAGAAGAUGUACCAAGCACCUCUAAAAUAUACAAUGAUAAGGAAAAACAAAAUGCACAUACUUUUGGUAAGAACCUUGAAAAAAGCGAAGAUCAUAAUUCUGAAAGUAUAAUGACUUUGAGUCCUAUUAUUGGCCGUAAUGAACCUUUACAACUACCUGAAACUUCACAAUCACUAAUUUACACAUUAGAUGCUUUUGAAAAUUUUGAAACAUUAGCAUUUCCAGUUAUUGAACAAAAUCCAGAUAUUGAUUUAGCUAAAGCAAUUAUAAAUUCACAAAUUAUAGACAAAGAGUUAUGUAUACCAUGUGCAAAUCCAAUAAUAAGUAAAGAAACAUCUAUAAGUCCGAUACUAACAAAUAGAAUAUCAGGAAUCACUAGGAAUAAUAAAAUAGAUGUUAACAGAAUAGAUAAAGAACCAUUUAAAGAACCUGAUAAAGCUACAAAUAAUAUAAUAGAAACAAAACUAAAGAAAUCCUUUGAAGAAGAUAUAUUUUGUAGUGAUGAAGAGAAUAAUGGAGAUAUUCAACUAUUACCAGAAACAUGUGCAUUAGAAAACUCUUUAGGCAAUGCAAGAGAUAUCUUAGAAAAAACUAUGUAUGUUGGUUUUCAAACAGCUAGUAACAAGAGUAUACAAAUUCAAACAGAUUCUUUUUGUAAGGCUCAAAAUAUUCUGGAUGAUUUAGAUGAUCAUAAUUGUAACCAAACAAUUAUGGAGUUAGUUGAAAUGUGUGAUAAUACAAGUAAGAACCACUCAAAUGAUGUUUAUCACAGCAUUGACGUAGAUAAACCUGCAUCAAAUCGUGAAGCUGAACAGCUUUUUGCUAAAGAUGUAUGUGCUACCAAUCUUUUUAAAACUAAUGCAAACACUAUAUGUGCUGCAAAAGAACUUAAUAUAGCAAUUGAACUAAUGAAUCUUCCUGAAACACGUGCAUAUGAUGAGGAAUUGGAACAAGUUAUAAAAAAGCCUAAAAAUACAAAAGAUAAUAGUUUGAUUGGAUUUAAGACAGCAAGUAGUAAAAAAAUAAAUUUAUCUGAUAAAGCUUUAGCAAGAUGUCGUCAGGUAUUUCAAGAUAUAAAUAUUGAUGAAAUAUUUGAUUCUAACGAGCCAUCAAAUAAUUUAUCCAGCACAAUGCAUAGUGCAGUUGAACAAAACAUUGAUGGAGAUAGCAAAAUUAAAACUCAAUGUAAUUGUGAUAAAGAUCAAAAUGUAUUAAUAGAGGUAUCAGAACAAAUAGCAUUGAAUGAUCAAACAAUUCUUCAAGAAUUUGAAAAUGACUUGAUAGCUCCACCUAUUACUGACCUCAAGAAAAAACAACCUGUAGAUAAAAGUGAAAAUCUCAUAGAAAAUCAGAGAGACGAGAAAGGCUUUAAUAAAAAUAUGAUGGGCGACCAUUUUAAGAAGCAUUCCGGAAGUAAUAGCGACGAAUUACACAUUCAACAUAAAACUUUAGAUGUUAAUAAAGAAAUAUUUAUAGGUUUCAAAACAGCAAAUAAUAAGAAAAUCAAGAUUUCUGAACAUGCUUUGGCAAAGACAAAAAAUGUUUUUGAAGAUAUUAAUCUUUCUAAUGACGAAGUAGGCAACGAUAUGAAAAAGGUUGAAAAUAUGAAGAGAGAAAUACAUAGACAUCAACAUAUAGGAGCAAAUAAGCUAUUGAAUAAAAAUAUGCAUGUAAAAACUUCAUCACCAGAAAUAUCACUAAAAAAUUGUAUUAAUACAGAACCUAACACAGCUUGUGGAUUUGUAACAGCUGGCAAGAAACCCAUUGUAAUAUCAUCAGAAGCUAUUGUAAAAAGCAAAAAGAUAUUUGAAGAUAUUGAUAGUUAUGUAAAAGGUAAAAUAGAAAUGUCUGAAAAGAUAGAUAAAAAUUUGAAUAAAUAUGUGAAAAAUGGUAAUAAUAGCCACGUUGAAGUUACACCACAAAUUAAAAAUCCCACAAAUGAAAAUAACAAAUUAUUAAAUAAUAAUAAAGAUAACUAUAUGUCUCAUCAAUUUAAAAUACCAAGUAAAAAUCAAACAAAAAUAUCUGACAAUGUUCAUACAAAAUGUAAACUGCUAAGAGAUUUGCAGGAUGAAUUUCCCGGACGUUGUGAAGUAAAAGCAAAUUACGCUUUAGAAAAUAAUAAUCAAAGCAAAGAACUUAAUAAUUCAAAUCAAUGUUUUAAAGGUUUUCAAACUGCUAGCAAUAAGCAAGUUAAAGUUUCAGAAAAAUCAUUAGCUGCAAGUAGGAAGCUUUUUGAAUAUUUACAAAUAAAUGAAAAUGAACACUUCAAUGUCGACACUAAAGUUUUUGAUGAAAAACAUAGAAAAAUAAUUAAUAAAGACAUACAUGACUCAAGUCCUCAAGCUAAACUUGACAAUGCCCAAACUGAAAGUGAAAAAUGUAGUUUCAAUGGUUUUCGUUCAGCAAGUAAUAAAAUUAUAAAAAUUUCAGAGCAAGCUAUAGCCAGAAGUAAGAAUUUAUUCUUGGAUUUAGAUAUAAAUAAUGUUAUAGAUGAACAGAAUAAUAACAACAGAGAAUCGACUGAUAAAGAUUUAGUAAACAUCGAAUUUCAUGAAAAUAAUCAACCUGACAAGAAAAUUUACGAUUGUAAUACAAAUAAUAGUAAAAACAGACAAUAUACAUCUAACGAAGGGUAUAGAGAUAUUGUACCAAAUAGUAAAAGAAUUAAGGUAUUAAAUAAAGAUAAAAUUGACAAACUAUCACAAGAUUCAAAUGAAGAAAAUAAACAAAUUCCCUUUUCAUCAAUAGAAAACUUUACUUCAACAUUUGGUAACAAAGGAAUCAUAAAAAAGAACUUUGAAUCACUAUUUAAAACAGCAAAUAAUAACGAUAUCAAAAUUUCUGAAGAAGCAUUAUACAAAUCUAAAAGAGUAUUGAUGGACUUAAAUGAAAAUGAUCAAGUUAUUGAAACUAAAUUCUCUCAAAGUACCCACAGAAAAAAUGAGGGUAACAUAGAAAAUAUGAUCAACACCCAAUUAUUGAAUAACUUUGAAGAUACUUUGUAUACAGAAGAUUUUUGUAAAGAUAUACCAAAUAAAAAGAGAUGUGGUAGUCCUAUUCUGUCAUGUCCAAGAGCUAAGAAGCCUAAAAAAUUUGAAGUGCCAUAUAAUAAAUGGGAAAUCCCCAAAACAAAACCCAAAGAAAAAGAUACAUACGAAGCAAAUUCUUCCAACAUGUUUGCAUUUGAUAAAAAUUAUAAGAAAAAUAAUAAAUUGUCUAUGAAAUCGUUGCGAGAUAUUGAGUUUAACAACUCUGUGGUUGAAAUAGAUCCAUAUAUUUUUACAUUUAAUUUCGAUAACAUAUUAAAUUUCGAAUUUUCAAGUAAAAGAAACGAAAUCAGCGACAACACGUGGAGUACAGAUGAUUUGAAGAAAUGUUUUUUAUCUUUAGUUAACAGAAAAAUAAUACCCGAUGGUUGGUUAGACAAUCAUCUGAAAUUAAUCAUUUUUAAAUUGAUUUCAUAUGAAAUGGAAUAUAAAUGUUCUAUGCAAGGAAUAUGUUCUGUUAAAAAUGUAUUAGAACAAUUAAAAUAUCGGUAUGACAAAGAAUUGUAUAGUGUAGAAAGACCUGUGUUAAGAAAGUUAUUAGAAAAAGACGAUGUGUCUACGAAGACAAUGGUAUUAAGAGUGCUCGCGAUUUAUGUAGACGGUGCUAUAGCAGAGAGUAUUCCAGAUACAAGCAAUGUUGAACUGCUACUAACUGACGGUUGGUACUGUAUAAAGGCCAGUCUAGACCAGAUGCUGAUUAGACUGGUCAAAGACCAGAAGAUUAGAGUCGGCACUAAACUAGUCACAAAUGGCGCUGAAUUAUUGAAUUGUGAACAAGGGAUCGCACCAUGGGAGGAUACCUCGUCAGUAAGAUUAAAAAUCUUCGGAAAUUCUACUCGGCGUGCGCGUUGGGACGCCAAGCUCGGCUAUCACAGCGGAGCGGCCAUCUUGAGUCGCCUGUCGUGUGUCCAGUUGGAAGGCGGGAAAGUGUCAAAAUUACGCGCUCUUGUCACACGAGUGUAUCCAACGCUUUAUGUUGAAAAGUUUGACAACGGGAGUACAGUGACAAGAUCGGAGCGUUUGGAACAUCUGUACCAAAUGAAAUUCGAAUCUGAAAGACAGAUGCUUCUGGAGAAGAUUUACGAAGAGGUACAGAAAGAAUUUGUAGACGAGGAAUCUCAAGAUUCAGAAAGUGACGUGGAUCUGAGAAAUAUGGAGACAGGCUCACAGAUACACAGACUAAUGAAGAGGAGCAGAGAUUCCGAAGAAUUUCUCGCGAAUCUAACAAGCACACAAUGUAGCACACUACGAAGGUACACAGACAGACGGAGAGAGCGUGUCUUGCAGGCUCUGCAGGACAGAGUCAAUGACAGGGUAAAGGAGCAAGGUCUGCAAGUAGGUAGGAACGUGGUACCUGUCAUGAAGAUCCGGGUCGCUGAUGUCGGUGAUGAUGGAGAGGUUUCUAAAGCGAUGAUGUCAAUUUGGCGACCAAAUGAAGCCGUGAUGGAAAUUAUAAAAGAAGGAACUUGGAUCGACGCCUUUAAUAUCAUGCCCACGGCUAGAAGAUAUUCAGAAAUACAACUGUCGGCUGGAAGGCAGACAGUUUUCAGCCGAUCAAACUAUAAAGUGAAUGAUAAAGUACAACAAAUUGUAGCAAGUCUCAAAAGAACUUGCUAUAGUAUUGAAAGUUUGGUCAAAAUGCCCACAUUAGUGACAAGUUAUAACGAAGUUGAUGUAGUUGGAUUAGUAUUUUUAAUAGAGCCAUCUAUCGCCCAAUUCGAAGCAAUAAAAGGGCAACACUUCCAAAAUGUCUAUUUGACAGAUACAGAUAAAAAUAUAAUUUGCGUCAAUUUUUGGGGUGGAUUAAAAAAGUUCGGAUAUGAAAAUAUUUUAGAUAUUGGUUUAGUUGUCGCUUGUAUGAAUUUACAGAAGAGGACGGGAAAUUCUAGAAAAGGUAUUCCACAAUAUAGAGCCACUGAGUACUCUUAUUUUACGAAAAUGUCUAAACAUUCAAAUGUUAGAAUAAUUAUGGACGAUUUAAAUAAAACAUUAAGUACAAUAAAUAUUAAACAACUAUGUGAAAGUUGUGUUGCCAUAAAGAAUAAUUCAAUAGUCAAAAAUGUCGAAAAUAUUUCGCCUUACAGAAUAAACUAUAGCGACUAUAAUAUAUCAAAACAUAGAGCAUUUAUUGAUUCUCCUUUAACACGUAAGCCAGAUCACGUUGAUGAUAUUCUGAACCUUAGUGGCUUAGAUUUUGAGUCGACUUUCAAACAAAUCGAUACACAAGAUAUGCCGGCUAAUUUAUUACUAAGGAAAAAGAAAGUAAACUAUAAAAUAGCAAAACUAAAAAUGUACGGAGAACCUCCACCUUUGAAAGCCAUUCAUAUAAUAAACAAAUCCAUAAAUGCAACCAAAGAAUUCAAAAGCCCAUUGGCGUCAAAAAAUGACAGUUUAAAUAGUGUUACCAGUGUUAAAUUACACGAAAAAUCAAAUAGUGCCAUAAGUUGUACAGAAUCGACUCCUGAAAUAUUUAAUAAAUAUACGAAAAGAAUAAUUGGUAAUCCGGUUAAAUUAAAUUUUUCUACUAACCCUUUCAUGAUUGAUGGAGGUGAAAAAAUAGAUCCGUUCGCGGAAGAAUUUGACGUCAGUCCACCUUUCAGUUGGGAUUGAACAUUAUGUAGAUUUUUUAUGAACGUGGAAUUUUAUUUUACGUCACACAAUAACUAAAAUAGAGCCCAACUUUACUUUCAUUACU